AUGGAGAAAUUCGAGUUGAAAACUGCUGUAUCCUUAUUGUCGGUUAUGACAGGUGAAGAAGAAGCGGCCCGUGAUUACACUUCGCUUAAGGACACUAUAAGAGCUGCGAAAGAGGAAGAAUUAUCUUGUAUACGACCAGAGACGGAAGGAGCAGUGUACUUCGGACAGCGGUCAAGAGGAAGCAAAACUAACCUUGAAGAUGACCUAAGAGGCGGACGCCCGGAAACAGCAGUUACUGCAGAAAAUGUGUGGACAUCUGAAAUGUUGGUGCGAGAAGAUCCACGAAUCACGUACACCAACAUUGAGAAGAUCCUAGGCAUUAGUUCGGGGAGCGUCAAUACUAUCCUGCAUCAACAUCUUGGAGUGAGGAAGCUUUGUUGUCGAUGGAUCCCACGAUUGCUCUCCGGUACUGAAAAACAGGCUCGAGUGGAUUGGUGCCGAGAAAUGCUUAUACGUUUCGAAAACGGGACAUCGAGACGUGUUUCAGAAAUCGUUACUGGUGAUGAAACAUGGAUCUAUCAAUAUGAUCCAGAAAGCAAGAAGUAG
Molecule: messenger RNA, 546 nt
Organism: Hyposmocoma kahamanoa
Lineage: Eukaryota; Metazoa; Arthropoda; Insecta; Lepidoptera; Cosmopterigidae
Exons: 3
Coding region: 1-546 (181 amino acids)
Molecular function (GO): nucleic acid binding
Source: RefSeq, a predicted model, not a curated record